AUUAGGGCACUAAAACGCGUCUUCCACCCUCCUUCCACCUAUAAAUAUCACUCCCACAAACCCUCACAACUCAUCAAUUCAACCCCAUUAUUAUAUGUCUCACAGAUCACACGUUCCUCAUUCUUCUUCCGUAGCUUUUCAGCUUCAUUCUCAUCUCCUUGUCUCCAGUGACCUCACCCCUAACUGGUCCUCCUCCUCUUAGUCUCUUCUACACUAAUUACUCCAUUCUUUCAUUCUUUGUUGAUUCUUUAACAUGGGAGCUAAGGGAUUUGUUGAAGGUGGAAUCGCCUCCAUUGUGGCCGGAUGUUCCACUCACCCUCUCGAUCUCAUCAAAGUCCGGAUGCAGUUACAAGGCGAAUCUGCACCUGCUGUUCCUGUUUCAAACCCUAGCCUCCGCCCUGCCUUCGCCUACAACGGCGGCGUUGGAUCCACAGUCGCAAUGCCUCACGCGCCGCCACAGGUGGCCACUGUAGCCAAAUCUGGACCGGUUUCUGUCGGUUUGAAGAUCUACCAAACCGAAGGCGUCUCCGCCUUGUUCUCCGGCAUCUCCGCCACCGUUCUCCGCCAGACGUUGUAUUCCACUACCAGAAUGGGACUUUACGAGAUUUUUCGUAACAAAUGGACUGAUGAAGCCACCGGAACUUUUCCGUUAACUCGGAAAAUCACCGCCGGACUACUCGCCGGAGGCAUCGGCGCCGCCGUGGGGAAUCCGGCGGACGUUGCGAUGGUGAGAAUGCAAGCCGACGGUAGGCUUCCGGUGGCGCAACGACGGAACUACAAAUCCGUCGGUGAUGCGAUCACGAGAAUGGUGAAACAAGAGGGAGUUACUAGCCUGUGGAGAGGCUCAUCGCUUACGGUGAACCGCGCGAUGAUCGUAACGGCGUCACAGUUAGCGUCGUACGAUCAGUUUAAAGAAACGAUUAUUAAAAACGGUGUUAUGAGUGACGGGCUUGGGACGCACGUGACUGCUAGUUUUGCAGCGGGGUUUGUGGCGUCGGUGGCGUCGAAUCCGGUGGAUGUGAUUAAGACACGUGUGAUGAAUAUGAAGGUGGAGGAAGGGGUGGCGCCGCCGUAUAAGGGGGCGGUUGAUUGUGCUUUGAAGACGGUUAGGGCGGAGGGGCCGAUGGCUCUUUACAAAGGGUUUAUACCGACGAUUUCGAGACAGGGGCCGUUCACGGUGGUGCUUUUUGUGACGCUUGAACAAGUUCGCAAGCUGCUUAAGGAUUUUUGAUUGUGUUUUUGGGGUAAUAUAUUAAUAUUAUUAUAUAUUAUAUAUUAUUUCCGGAAAUAAAAGUAUGUUUUAAGGGUUGGUAUUGAUGAUGAUGAUGAAAAAUGGUGGUCGAUUAUAUGAUGUAGUAUUGGUUACAAAUAUAUUACAACUAGGUUAUAACCCCGUGUAUUACACGGGUUAAGUAAAUAAAAUAUCAAAUAGUUAAUAACGAAGAUUUAACAAUAUAAAACGAUAUUUUAAGACA
Molecule: messenger RNA, 1475 nt
Organism: Helianthus annuus (common sunflower)
Lineage: Eukaryota; Viridiplantae; Streptophyta; Magnoliopsida; Asterales; Asteraceae
Product: mitochondrial uncoupling protein 5
Exons: 1
Coding region: 254-1231 (325 amino acids)
Biological process (GO): oxaloacetate transport; thiosulfate transport; phosphate ion transmembrane transport
Molecular function (GO): succinate transmembrane transporter activity; antiporter activity; sulfate transmembrane transporter activity
Source: RefSeq, a predicted model, not a curated record